Molecule: messenger RNA, 523 nt
Organism: Zonotrichia albicollis (white-throated sparrow)
Lineage: Eukaryota; Metazoa; Chordata; Aves; Passeriformes; Passerellidae
Source: RefSeq, a predicted model, not a curated record
GCGGGGGGAGCCCGGAGCGCCCGGCAGGGAUGGGAUCUCGGACACCCCCGGCCCCGCAGGAGCCAAAGGGGACAGGGGCGAUCCCGGCAUCCAGGGCAUGAAAGGCGACAAGGGGGACUCGUGCCAGCCCUGCGAUCAUCUCCGUGUCCUCGCUGCACUGCGCCUCGAGGGGCAGCGGGGGCUGCCGGGCCAGGAGGGGCUGUCCGAGCUGGCCGGGAUCAAGGGUGACAAGGGGGACAUUGGCCAUGUGGGACCCACGGGCAGACCGGGAGCGCCGGGAGAGAAGGGAGACCCAGGUGUGAGGGGGCUCAAGGGAGAGAAGGGUGACCAAUGCGGGCAGUGCCCUCCCACCCCUCAAGCCCUGCAAGGGACAGCGACAGUGGUGGCAGUGCCAGGGCCACCGGGUGAGAGGGGUCCUGCUGGCCCCCCGGGCAGAGCGGGCAGACCCGGCGAGGCUGGUGACAAGGGACAGAAGCUCUUCAAUAAAAGCACCUUCAUCAUUCUCAUGAUUAUGUGUUCCUGA